AUGGCAGCAAACCGGGGAUUGGCUAGCAAGGAAGACAAAGCGUACCAUCCAGAUCUUGUGCGUCUCAGUUUUAUCUUAAGCAUUGCUUCCUUUCACGUUAAGUGGCUCCAAAAUCUUGAGCAUCAGCCGCUGGACAGUAAGGAAAAAAAAAUUGGUUACGAGCUCAUGGAACACUUGACUAGACUGAACGGAGAAUGCUAG
Arabis nemorensis is the source of this 201-nucleotide messenger RNA. The record is from the annotation of a GenBank genome assembly. NCBI's taxonomy places the organism in Eukaryota, Viridiplantae, Streptophyta, Magnoliopsida, Brassicales, Brassicaceae.